This is a messenger RNA of Ichthyophthirius multifiliis, 468 nucleotides long. RefSeq lists its product as hypothetical. The record is from RefSeq and is a predicted model, not a curated record. NCBI's taxonomy places the organism in Eukaryota, Ciliophora, Oligohymenophorea, Hymenostomatida. The transcript has a single exon.
AUGGGAACUUAUAAAUCAAAAGGAUUAUAAUAAAAUGUAUUCGAAUAAGAAUAAUUAGAUGAAUCUCCUCCUGAAGUAUAACCGAAAACGAGAUCCCCCAUGCCCGAUUUAUGGAAAUUAAAUAUACUAAGAGGUAAACGAGAAGAUGAAUUAAAAAAUGAGGCAAUGCCCAUUGCAAGAAGGAGAUGUAAAAAAAAAGUGACAAAAUUUAUUGAAUGUGAAAGAGAAUGGGGAAAAUAUUGGACUGUUUUUGAAUGUUAGGAGGAAUAUUAAAAUAUGAAUGAGUGCUUUUAAAGAGAAGUAGAAAUUGAAACUGAUAAAUUAAGAAGAGAUAUGAAUAGACAUGAAGAAUGGUGGUGGAAAGUACUUUAUGAUGAACAAGGAGAAAUUGGGUAGUAGGCUUAAUGGUAAAAUGAAUGGUGGCUUACUUUAUUUAUUAAUAGGCUCCACAAGAAAUAUUUUGAGUGA